AUGGGAGACUUGAAGUCGGGCUUCGAGGAGGUGGACGGCGUGCGCCUCGGCUACCUGGUGAUCCAGGGCAAGCAGAUGUUCGCCCUCUCGCAGGUCUUCACGGAUCUGCUGAAGAACAUCCCGCGCACGACGGUGCACAAGCGCAUGGACCACCUGAAAGUCAAGAAGCACCACUGCGACCUGGAGGAGCUGCGGAAGCUCAAAGCCAUCAACUCCAUCGCCUUCCACGCCGCCAAAUGCACCCUCAUCUCCCGCGAGGACGUGGAGGCUCUCUACACCUCGUGCAAGACCGAGCGGGUGCUCAGGACCAAGCGCCGGAGCCAAGGGCCGCCCCAAACCUCGCCCGGCCCGGACCCCUACGCGGCUUUCUGGAAAGACGGCGGCGCCAAACUUUGGCUGGGCUUGAAUGGAGCCGCGGCUCACAAGAGGAAAGCGUGGCGGGCGGCGGCGGACUCGAGCGCCUUCCUACCGGCUUCGGAUCUACCUCACUUUUGGAGGCCAUCCCCCGGGCAGAGCUCGCCGGGACUGGCCCGAUCGCCUCGCAAAGGGGCGGCAAACUAUGAAACUGGCCCGCUGGGGCCCCGCUACGUCUCCCUGGCUUCGGAACCGGCUUACUUUCGGAGCCUGCUCUGCUCCAAGCACCCCCACUACUACUACCACUCCUCGGCCGCCAUUGCCAGCCAGCCCAAGCUCGCCGCUGCAGCCGCCGCCGCCGCUGCCGCAGCUACCGGAGGCAGCCCGCUGACUCUGGGCUGCCGGGCCAAGCGGAAAAACGCCGCCGAAGGCCGCUUGCCGGGCGGCUGCGGGAGGCGCCUGCUGCUCUUGCCCCGCGCCUGCAAGCUCAAAGGCGCCGCCGCCGCUGCCGCUGCAUCCCAGCGCCUGCCCGGCUUGAACGCUUUCCUGGCGCCGCCGCUGCCCCACCACCACCACCACCACCACCAGCCUUUCCUCGAGAGCUACAGCAGCGACUCCGAGUCCAGCUCCUACUCGGACCACGCGGCCAACGACUCCGACUUCUGUUCCAGUUUGUCCAGCACCAGCAAUUCGGCUUCUUCGGAGGAGGAGGAAGAGGAGGAGGAGGAGGAGGAAGGCAGCUGCGCCUCGGAUUCCAGCGAGCUGAGCUCCGACGAGGACGACGACGAGGACGAAGACGAGGAGGACGACGAGGACGACGAGGAGGAGAGCAGCCCGGAGUCGGAUUCCAGCUCGGGCUCCAGCCAGGUGUCGGUGCAGAGCAUCCGCUUCAGGCGCACCAGCUUCUGCAAGCCGCCCAGCCUGGCGCCCGCCGCCCACCUCUACCCCCCGCACCCGCACCCGCGCUGGGCCGGCCGCCAGGAGCCCCAGCGGCUCAUCAAAGCCGAAGCCUCCGAGGAGGAGGACUGGAGCAGCAGGGCCGCCUGGGCCCCCAAGACCGAGCCCGGCCUGGGCUGCCUCCCGCCGCCGCCGGCCUUGUGCUUCGCCCAGCUCGGGCGGACCCCAGGAGGCUGCGAUGGAGCCCUCUUGGCCGGCCGCUCUCCCUCCCCGCCUCCUGACCCUUCCGCCUGCCCGCCGCCCAGCCCAAAGAGCAGCCCGCCUUGGCCCCGGCCCAGGACAGCCCGCCCGCCCAGUCCUCCCCCGCCGCUGCCGGCAGAGAGCCCCCCCGCCGCCCCCAGGGAGCCCCCCCCCACAGCCGCCCAGCCGGAUCGCCGGCCCUCCCCCUGCUCGGACUCUUCCGUCGCCCCAAGCCAGCCCCUGGGGGCUGCUGCUGCUGCUGCUGAAUGCCCCGCUCCCCCCGCGCCUGCCCACUUCUUGCCUCUUGUGCCCCUUGCCCAGAUCAAAGUGGAGGACAGCAGUGCCAACGCCGAGUACGGAGCCCUCCCGCUGCCCAGCCCGGGCCAGGCCCCACUCAAAUGUGAAAGCAGCCCCGAGGAGCCCAAGCUGGAGGCCGACGGCGGGCCAUCGCCCCCGGCCAGCCCCACGCGGCAGCCUCGGGAGGACCUGCUGCUGCCCGCCAAGGAAGACCCCGCCUGCACUGACGAGCCCCCCAGCCCCCCGCAGCCGGUCCCCCCCAGCCAGGCCCUCGCCGCGUGCACUUUAGGCGCUGCUGCUGCUGCUGCUGCCAAACCCGAGGAUGGGGAAUACAAAUUUGGAGCCAGGGUGAGGAAAAACUACCGGACUUUGGUGCUGGGCAAGAGAGCCAUCCUCCCCAGCUCAGACCCGCUCAAACCAAAUCUGAAAACGGCCCGGAGCCCCCGGCCGCCCCCGGGGAAGCUCUUGGAGGCUCCCGAUGGAACACUGGAUGACUUGGCGGCUCUCAGCCGGCGCAAAAGGGUCGCCAGCACCGUCGCCUCGGCUGUCAAAAGGCCCUUUAACUUUAUGGGCAAUUUCCCCUGCCCGCCCUCCUUGGUGGUUGGCCUCGAUGGAGAUUUGUUGCCAGCCUACACCUUGAACACUGCCAAGGAUGCCCAAGCACCUCCCAAGGCCCAUCCUGUCUGGAAAUGGCAGCUGGGCGGGUCAGCAAUACCUCUUCCACCCAGCCACAAAUUCAGGAAAUUUCAUUCAUAAACGAGAUUGAAUGGGAACCCUACUUGGUUAUUUACAACCCCACACCCCAUCCUUCUUUUCCUUACAUUUUUGAGAAUCUACCCUGGAUGGCUUCUCCCAUGAAGAUCCUAUUUUU
Molecule: messenger RNA, 2659 nt
Organism: Heteronotia binoei (common prickly gecko)
Lineage: Eukaryota; Metazoa; Chordata; Lepidosauria; Squamata; Gekkonidae
Gene: SKIDA1
Product: SKI/DACH domain containing 1
Exons: 1
Coding region: 1-2544 (847 amino acids)
Source: RefSeq, a predicted model, not a curated record